AUGAUAGGAAUAAGGUACCUGCGCAUACCUACCUACUAUGUAGAGAAUAGCAGGGCAGGCAGAGACGUCUUCCACCUGCCAGUGCCACCUGCCCAGCGUGCCACCGUGCCUCUUGCCUCGCACUUGGGGAAGAAGCGCCCCCGGUUCUGGCUUCCCUUGAUUGGCAAAAGUGGGGACUGGGUUCCAUCUGCGCUGCCGUUUUUGGGACUGGCUUCUUUCCUUUUCACAAAAAAACACUCCACCAGCGGGAAUCUCCAUGUCAUUUUUACUCGUUUGUUAUUGGUUGAUCUGGGCUCCGUGCUCCUGGGCCUGCCCUGGUCACCCUGGUGUCGAAGACGCUUGAAGCGGGAGGCAGGUCCCACUUGUGCCGUUCACAGUUUAGUGCCCAUCUGCACAAAGUACGUAUCCCCUCACUCAAUUCAUCCUCCAAUGCUCAGGUCCACCAACUUGGAAGGAAGUCUUGUAGUCCUGCUGCUGCCAUCCAUGCGCAUCUCGCAGCUGUAUGUCUAUCAGUCUCUCAAUCUUUCGCAGCAAUUCUCAUCACUCAUUGUCAUGAUUGCACAGUACUUUGCCUUGUGGAGGUCAUCAUUCUCUGCGCGUGUUUGCGCUGUGUUUCCCCUCAUUUCGCACGCAUCCAUCCUUCAGGCACCCCGGACCAAGCUGAGUAGCAGCCAGUCAGUAACUACGUUCAACUUCACUCCUCUAGAAGUCUACGCAAGAAGUCUACAGCGUGAUCCCCAGCCACUGCCGGCGCCGUCUUCUGCUGGCCGGAUACGCCCUGGCUCCCCUAUCAACGACGUUCACUUUGUCGCACCACGAGGAGAAACCUCCAGCCGCCUCCAAGCCACCACUUGUGACGAGGCCGCAAACUUCACCGUCCUCCCCGCGUAUUCAUCGUCCACCGUCGCUCCCCUUCGACGCUCAACCCGAGGGAACAAGGAAAACAUCCUCAAGGCUCCAGGACCCCUCUUUCACUGCCUUCUCCCGCUUCUGGCAUGCCCUGCUAGUCAACUGGGCUCACCUAUCCCGUACCGUACACUACAGUACACGCACACCCCUCGCCCCGGCCGUAUCAAGGAGCACCACUACGCCGCUAUAACAGCCCCCAGUUACACAGCAAGCAAGUCAAGUCAGGAUGCACAUUCCGUCCCGGCGCAUUGGGAGUUCCAUCCUGAUUCAUCUUGCUGCCGCCGGACCUCUUUUGCUCAUUCGUUGAGACGUACGCUCGGUUCCCAAUUGGGUCUUUUGGGCCAUCCGGCCGAGUGGCCGUCCCCCGUCUCUUCAUCGGUCCCUCCAUGGCGGCAUUUUUUAUCUCUCAACCUACCGGCCCUUCAACCCAAACACCCGGCCGUCCAUCUUCCACGGCCGUGUUAUGCCACCGGCCUUCGUCUUUAUGCAGAUAUAUGCAACCUCCCAGCGUGGUCCAUGAAAGGGUCCAUGCCGUGCAUAGUAGCAGCUCCAGCAUCAAUAACUCGACAUGCUAGGCUAGGCACCUUGCCUCUGGAGUUUGCUAUCGCUCUCCCCGCAGCACAGGUACAGGUAUCGGCCCAGAAUGAAAUUUCGAGCGACACGGCAGCCAAUGCGUUCCCCAGUUUCCAUCUUGCGCUGCCGCCGUGUCUUGAGAGAGAGUUCGUCGGGGACGCUCCCCUGUCGCUUGUUACAGGAUCAAUAUCCACCUAUUCCACCCAUUUUAUCUUUCCCCCCCUUUCAUUGAACGCGUCGCCGUUUCCCCUUGUUGCUCGUCACUUGUCACCCAUCAGUGACUACCUUGACAGGCUUUGCGUGACAGGAUCCAUACUUGACUUUGCCGCCCCCAGUCUAUCCUGGCCACUUGUCUCGCUUGCUGAGAAGCUACGGAGCGUCUCCUUCUCCCUGCAUCAUGCUGCUGUCAAUGUCGCAUCUAUUCUAUCGUCUAUUUUGCUGAAAUUACUUGGGUUGGAUCCGUAUCGCUUUUCGUUCUCGCUCUCGCAACCUCCACAGGUCGUUCGAUUCCUACACAAUCCGCACACACCCGCGUAUACAUCCUUGCUAAAGACGCUCGGCGCUGGGCGGUGCUGGAACAUCCUCUCCUCAGGUCUCACUUAUUUUAUCACUGCCUUCUGGAUCAUCAACGUCAACAUCAGUCAUCAACUUCAGCCUUCGUUGUCGUUAUCGUCAUGGCGGAUCGACCCGCGUUUUCGCUUGACGAGCAAUACGAAAUAUCCGCAUCAUAGUCCCAUAGCCUCAUCCACAGUCAUAUCUCGUUUUUUCUACGAGUACUCCUCCUUCUCUGUACUUUGUACGACUUGCGAGGCAGCAAGAUGCCAAGAAGCAGCUAGGAGCCUUUCCGUGCCAAGGCACAAUCAAGUCGUAAAGCUUGUCUACGGAUACGGAACACAGUGGUUCUUCCCGUACCGCGUCCACUUUGCGCGUGGUGUCGUGUCGGCUGUCUGUCGGUCUAUCAAUUGCGACUAUCGAUGCAACCUCGUCCCUGAGAAGCAACUAGCAAUUGGUCGCGACAUGCGUCCAAAAGCUGGGAGAAGGGGAGUUUGCACUUUGCAGCAGGGCACGCUUUCGACGACAUGGUCGACACUAAACACCCCCUCCCCAGAGACAUAUCUCGUCGUCGCCGACAAGUCCAGUGAGCUCACACCUUUUGAUCUUUCCAGAACGACGACUCCCAGGUUCCAACACAGAGGACCCCCAACCGAGAACAUGGUCCGGCCUGUUGUCACCUGCGGCCUUGUGGCAUUCUUGCAGCUCUGCGGAUUUGCUCUCUUGUCGCCUCACCCGCCUGGCCACCCCUCCCUUUCCUUUGGUUUCUAUCGUGAAUCCAUCUGCUGUGCCUCAAAACGACGGCUGUCAAAUAUCCCGCACUCGCCCCCAGAUCGCUUUUUGCCGAGAACAGAAUACUGCGACUGGGACUACAUUCCACCUGUGACAAUCGUCACACGAGUGGCUCCUCCUUCCGUCCUCUCUAUUUCAUUGUUGAUCGUUGGCUUCACGAGGUCCAACCGGGCAGAGGGGCAAAGUGAGCAGGCCUCAACACAAACGGGGACCUUGUGCCGCUAA
Colletotrichum lupini is the source of this 3051-nucleotide messenger RNA. RefSeq lists its product as uncharacterized. The transcript is spliced from 15 exons. The record is from RefSeq and is a predicted model, not a curated record. NCBI's taxonomy places the organism in Eukaryota, Fungi, Ascomycota, Sordariomycetes, Glomerellales, Glomerellaceae. Bases 1 to 3051 code for a protein of 1016 amino acids.